Caenorhabditis elegans is the source of this 2706-nucleotide messenger RNA. It is a transcript of the gene glel-1, whose product is annotated as RanBD1 domain-containing protein. Lineage: Eukaryota; Metazoa; Nematoda; Chromadorea; Rhabditida; Rhabditidae. The record is from RefSeq and is marked reviewed.
CCAUGCCGACGUUCAAGCUUGAAGAAAUGGAUGAUGAUGUCCCAUACGGUGGAGACAACGAUAUGUACUUCCGACAGUGGCGUUUGCCGUCGAUGAAGCCGAUUUUAGAUGAAAAAUUGGACCGAGAUUUUCAGGAUUCGGUAACGAGAAAAGAGGAUUAUAUGCGAGAAAAAGCUAUUCGAAGACAAAAGCACAGUGAGAAGUUCGAUAAGAAGUUUGAGGACCUUGUUAAGGCGAUGAGCGAGGUUGACGUCGGCUCGAAGAAGGAAAAUCGUCCAUUUUUGAGAAAACCCACAGAUUUGGAGCUGAAAAAAGCACGGGAAGAUUUUGAAAAAGAGUUCGCUUCUCCGAGUUCCACAGCUCGAAUGGUUCCGUUCACAGCGAGAGUCCGCCCACGCCAAAAUCCGAUUUUCGGCGAAAACAUGGCAAGCCUGAAGUCGAUAGUUCUUCCUCCUCCUGCUCCAACAAAGCCAGCUUCAACUCCAAAAGAUGCUCACGAGACAGUCUUCUACCCGCAAACUCAUGAUUCAUUCAAUUUAGAUCACUACAACGGGUCUCGACCAUCGUUCGCAUUUGCCGGAAUCCAUGGAGCCACGUCGACGCCAGUUUCGAAGCAACCGCCGUUCCCGUUGUUCUCUGAACAAAUCACUGAGGAAUGCGGUGGCGGUGGCGGCGGCGGCGGCGAUGAUAGUGUUUUUGAGAGGACUGACUUUGUGACGGCUAUGGAAUCGCCUGUUCUUCAGAAUGACGUCAUGAAAAAGGCGCUGGAAGCUCAAAAGGCAAAGGAAAUGGAGGAAAAACGAGAAAAAGCGGCUCCGAAAUUCGAUUUUUCCGCUGGAAUCGGCGGCUCAAUUCAAGAUUCCAAAGCAAAAGCUCAAAAGGGAAACGAAGCCUUCAGAGAAACAGAUCUACAGAAAGCAGUACUCGGAGAAUAUAAUGCAGCUCAGAACUAUAGGGAAAAUUCUCCAAAAUCGUCUGAUCCGGCGGCUCCGAAAUUUGGCUUUUUCGCAGACAUCGGCGGCUCAAUUCAAGAUCCCAAAGCUUCUGAAAAAUCAGAAAAUAUGGGAAAAUUUGGCUCAGAAACUUCUCCAAAAUCACCAGCAGCUGAAGCCACACGUUUGGCUCCAAAUUUCGAUUUUUCCGCAGGAUCCGGCUCCGGCUCAAUUCAUGAUUCCAAAGCUUCUCCUUCUGAAAAAUCGGGACGUUUUGGUGCAACAACGACAGGAAAUUCACAGAAAUCAUCGAUUUUCGGUGGGAACUUGCCUCCAAAUGAGCCUGGGUUUUUUGGUGUGAAACCUCCUGGAAAUGCACCCAAACAAGCAGAAAUCCCCGCUAAAACUACAGGAAAACCGUCGAUUUUUGGAGCAAACUCUCCUCAAACCAGUGGAUUUUUCGGUGUGAAACCUACUGAAAAUGCCCCGGAAAAUGCUGAAAUUCCAGCUAAAACUACUGGAAAAUCGCCGAUUUUUGGAGCAAAAUUACCUCCAAAUGAGCAAAAGCUGUCGACGAUUUUUGGAGGAAGCUCUCCCAAAACCACUGGAUUUUUACGUGUGAAGCCUGCGGAAAAUGCCCCGGAAAAUGCAGAAAUCCCCGCUAAAACCACUGGAAAACCGCCGAUUUUUGAUGAAAAGCCGCCGGAAAAAGCUCAAAAACCAUCAGUCCGGCCAUAUAUUCUAUUCAAAAACUACAUUGGCCUUCUGAAGACACUCGCCGACGAUAAGAAAUCAUUCGAAUCUAGCGCCGAUCCACAUUUCCGAGCUCUUUUGAAGAGGACCAUCACUGAAAAGGUCACCGUGUUCACACAACGCCAAACAUCGCCUGAAUCUCGUGCCGAAAUUCUGGAAUUUUUCAAAAAUUUACUGCAGAAGCAGAAAGUUCACGGAUUCGCAGUUAUUGGUAGUGCACCUGUAUUGGAGUUGAAGACUGAUGACGAUGUCAAUUAUGCAGUUUUUUGUAUUGUUGAGAAAUAUAUUUCACUGGCCGAACUCGACGAGGAACUGGCUCCAACAAUUUCCGAUCUAAUCUCUCGGCUCUCGGUAGCCCAUCGACGUGUCGAGAAAGUAUUCAUUGUGCUCAUGUUCAACAAAUCGACACUUUUACGACAGAAUCCUGAAGAGUGUCUGUCGAAAUUUAUGGAGCACACGACGGCUGAGAAUUCGGAUGCGGUGGCAAUUGAGUGGAAUCAAGAAAAGGCGCUUGUCACGCUUUUCUUUACGGUUUUCGCCAAAAACGCCACAAUCGCUUCAAAAGGAUACAAAAUGGUGUUGAACGACGAUUUGCUGUGGAAAUAUGUGAAAAUGUCCGUAGAUCACGUGCUCGAAAUUCCAAAAGCGUCGUUUAUUCUUCUGCAAUUGAUAACGACCUGCAAGCCCCGUCUCCACACAGAUUAUGCGCGAUGGAACGAAAUGCUCGGAUCAAUCCAAAAUGCAAUUAUUCCGGAAUUGGAGUCGAAUUCGUUUGAAGGUGAUGAAGCGAUCGUCAGUCAGUUGGCACAAAUGGCUGCCGUACUUCAACAAUAACGUUUUUUUAAAUGAAUUUUCUGUGAUUUCUUGAUUUCUCGGCCCCCGAUUUUACCUAUUUAUAUCGUCAUUAUUUUCAAUUUUUUUUUUGGUGUGAGAAACAAACUUGUACUAUGAUUUUCUCACAUAUUCCGCGCUGGUUAUCAAUUUAUUUUUUUCUGUUUAAUAAAUAUUUUUGAGAUCCAAA